Molecule: messenger RNA, 2778 nt
Organism: Moesziomyces antarcticus
Lineage: Eukaryota; Fungi; Basidiomycota; Ustilaginomycetes; Ustilaginales; Ustilaginaceae
Product: glutaminase GtaA
Exons: 1
Coding region: 1-2778 (925 amino acids)
Biological process (GO): carbohydrate metabolic process
Source: RefSeq, a predicted model, not a curated record
AUGAGGUUGUCAUUCGCGUCGACAGCCUCGACGCUUGCCGCAGCGCUUCUCCUCUCGGCUCCCACCCCUGCCCAAGCUUCCCUCGCCAGGUCCGACGGCCUCAAGACCCUCUACGAGGCGCUCGCCGACAUCACCCGCGCUCCCUCCGAAAAGCAUCUGCCUCAGGCGCAGCAGCUCGUCGGCCUCAGCUCGGACCCCACUCAGCCCGGUGUUCAGUGGAGCGUCCAGCAGGCCCAGCAGGUCACCCUCCAGAGCGGCGACCUCAAUGCCCCCUCCUUCAAGCUCGUCACCAACGGCGAAAAGACCGCAGGCUCCAGCGUUGCAUCGCCUCAAGCCGUCUCACCCGCUUCCACCUCCUCCUCAGGCUCCUCCAGCUUCAACCCGGGCAUCACCAAUGCUGACUCGGCGCUCUCCUCGAGCUCCUUCUCGCCCGUCAACCCGCCCUCGUUCCCGCUCGCCGUAAGAAGCCCUUACCUCAAUGCUUGGCUCCCCUCGGGCUCGAACCGUGCCUCUACCCCUCCCAACACCGUCGGAGACGGUGGCUACCUCGCCGGCCAGUGGCCCGCCUUCUGGACUUCCUCCUACGGCGCAGACGGCGAGUUCCGCCUCGGCUGGACCGGUUACAUCCGCAUCGACAACGUCACUUACGAGUGGAUGGGCAAUGGCUUUGGCACCCUCGUUCGCGCCGGCCAGGCCGCCAAGCAGCUCAGCGCAGAGUACACCGCCACCCGCACCAUCUUCGCCUUCGAGGCAGACAAGGUCAGGUUCAACGUCACCUUCCUCACCCCCAUCACCCCGGACGACUACCUCCGCCAGAGUCUGCCGCUCAGCUACCUCCACGUAGAGCUAGACACCUCCACCAUCAAGGGCCGCAGCAUCCAGCUCUACACCGACAUCGACGAGCGCUGGGUCACCGGUCACGACUACGACUACGAAGACUUCCCCUAUGACCAGCAGUACUACGAGAAGAACGACACCUCGGUCUUCUUUGUCACGCGCAAGCAUCCCGAAGUUUACACCGAGUUCCGCCAACGAGCAGAGUGGGGCAAUGCCACCUACGCCGCACGCAACCACACCGGCCUCUACUCGCGCAACAACAACAAUGUCGUCACCCACACCGAGUUCAUCGACACCGGCAAGCUCUCCUUCGACCACGGCCCCGUCCUCGGCCCCGACAACUCGUUCGCCUUUGCCGUCGACUUUGACGCAAAGCACGCAGACAAGGACGCGCUCUUCGUCGUCGGUCACAUGCGCACCCCUUAUGUCAAUUACAUCCGCGCAAAGAAACCCGGCUCCAAAUCCACAAAGAGCUACCAAGAGGACCGUUACGGGUACUGGCAGUCCGAGUUUGGCGACAAGCUUGAGGAUGCCGUCGCCUUCUUCAUGAACGAUUUCGACAACGCCCUCAAGACCGCAAAGGCCUUCGACAAGCAGGUCGCCGACGACUCGCGCGCUGCCGUCGGCGGAGGCGACGUCGGCGACAAGUACGCCGCCAUCACCCAGCUCUCGGUGCGUCAGGCGUUUGCCACCUUUGAGAUCACCAUCAGCAGGGACUCCAAGGGCAGGUACAACACCUCCGACACGCUCCUUUUCCUCAAGGAGAUCUCGUCCAACGGCGACAUGUCCACCGUCGACGUCAUCUUCCCGCUCUUCCCUCUGCUCUCCUACGCCAACCCCAACCUGCUGCGCGACCUGAUGAAGCCGCUCUUCGAGUACACCGAGUCCGGUCUGUACCCCAACAAGUGGUGCGUGCACGACCUCGGCACGUAUCCCAACGCCUUUGGCCACAACGACGGCAACGACGAGCCCAUGCAGGUCGAAGAGUCGGGCAACAUGAUCUGGAUGACGCUCCACUGGGCUCAGCUCGUGGGCAAGUCCAAGGCGCUGUCCUUCCUCGAGGAGCACUACGACAUCAUGAAGCAGUGGACCGAGUACCUUGUGGCCGACAGCCUCAUCCCGGCCGAGCAGCUCUCCACCGACGACUUUGCCGGCACGCUCGCCAACCAGACCGACCUUGCCAUCAAGGGCAUCACAGGUAUCGCCGCCAUGUCGCGCAUCGCCGACAUGCUCGGUCACUCCAAGGACGCCAAAUCGUACGCCAACAUCUCGACCACCUACAUCAAGCAGUGGCAGACGCUCGCCAUCUCGCACGAUGCCUCGCACACCAAGCUCGCCUACCAGACCGACGCCUCGUGGGGCACGCUGUACAAUCUGCUUGCCGAUCGCAUGCUUGACCUCAACCUGGUCCCGGAGGCGGUGUACAAGAUCCAGGAUGCGUGGUAUCCGCGCGUCCAGGAGAAGUACGGUGUGCCUCUGGACUCGAGGCACAAGUGGACCAAGACCGACUGGGAGAUGUUUGCGGCCGCUGCGUCCGACGACCCGGCGACGCACAAGCUCUUCAUCGAGCUGCUGUACAAGUUCAUCGAGGAUGGCAAGACCGAUGCGCCCUUCACUGAUCUUAUGGAGAGCACCACGGGCGACUUCCCAAAGCAGCCCGAGGAUCCGCUCAUCCAUUUCCUCGCACGCCCCGUCGUCGGCGGUCACUUUAGCUUCCUCGCCAAGUCCAAGGCCGACAAGGCAAACGGCGUGGCCAGCGGCGCGUACAAGUACGGCAACGACAACGAUGUCAUCUCCAACAAGACCUCUGCUCCCUCGGAGGCCAAGGGAAAGCAGGCGGCGUUCCAGGCACCCAUGCAUGUGGGCACGCCCGACGAGCGUCGCAAAAAGUCAAACACCCUCUCGAGCGGCUCGCAGCGCGCCUUCCAGGUCCCUGCUUGA